This is a messenger RNA of Alosa sapidissima (American shad), 2629 nucleotides long. RefSeq names its product cytochrome P450. Gene Ontology annotation, biological process: glucocorticoid biosynthetic process; C21-steroid hormone biosynthetic process; cellular response to peptide hormone stimulus. The coding region runs from base 190 to 1827 and encodes 545 amino acids. NCBI's taxonomy places the organism in Eukaryota, Metazoa, Chordata, Actinopteri, Clupeiformes, Clupeidae. The transcript is spliced from 9 exons. Gene Ontology annotation, cellular component: mitochondrial inner membrane. Gene Ontology annotation, molecular function: iron ion binding; monooxygenase activity; heme binding. The record is from RefSeq and is a predicted model, not a curated record.
UUGAGGGGUUAAGUUCUAUAACAACGCCGCAGGUUAUUCGAGUUCAAUAGACUGAAAGGGCUGUAGCAGUCAGAUAGGAGCCUACCUCUUCUCGCGUAAACAAGGAACCAUUGUACAGAGUGCGUGUUCUCCAAGUCGGGUAGCCUACUGUAGCCUGCUUAGAUCGGUGCAGUACUGUGUAUAGGAAAGAUGUUUAGCAGGUCGUUGGUAAGGACAGGACUUCUCGUCUGCAAACAGGACAGCGUUGUUGGGACGAAAUGCAUCCUGCCAGCCCUGAACGCCGGUGACAGGCGACAGGGUGCGUCUUCGUCGGCCGGUGUCAUAAAUGGGAGUAAAGUAAAAACAAUCGAGGAUGGAAAUAAACUGAAAACGAUGGAGGAUUUAGACGGCCCCAGUUUCAUGACUUCUUUAUACUGGCUCUUUGGGAAAGGUUACUUUCAGACAACGCACCAAAUGCAAAUUGAACACAGCAAGAUCUACGGUCCGCUGUGGAGGUCUAAGUACGGGCCACUGGUGAUUGUGAAUGUGGCCAGUGCAGAUCUGAUUGAGCAGGUGCUGAGGCAGGAGGGACGGCACCCCAUCCGCACGGAUAUGCCCCACUGGCGAGGCUACAGGGAGUUACGGAACCAUGCCUAUGGCCCCCUCACAGAAAUGGGGGUGAAAUGGCAGAGAAUCAGAAGCAUUCUGAACCCCAGGAUGCUAAAACCCAAGCAUGUGUCAUCGUACACCAAUGCCAUCAAUGAGGUGGUCAGGGACUUCGUCCAGAAGGUGGACUGGCUCCGGAAGACUACAGGGGACGGAGUCAUGGUCAAUGAUUUGGCAGGGGAGCUGUAUAAGUUUGCUUUUGAAGGCAUUUCCUCCGUGCUGUUUGAGACGCGUCUGGGCUGCCUGAAUGAAAAGGUUCCUGAGGAGACUGAGAGGUUCAUCUUCUCCGUGGGGGAGAUGUUCCGCCUCUCCCCCAUCAUCGUGCUCUUCCCCAAAUCUCUCUGGCCUUACCUGCCCUUCUGGAAGCACUUUGUGGCCGUCUGGGACCACCUAUUCACUGUUGCGGAAGACCUGGUCCAGAAGAAGAUGGAGGAGAUCCAGGAGCGUGUGAAGAAGGGGGAGCCCGUGGCCGGGGAGUACCUGACACACCUGCUGGUCAGCGAGCAGAUGUCCGUCCACGAGGUGCUGGGGAGCAUCACCGAACUGCUGCUCGCCGGAGUGGACACGACGUCCAACACCAUCUCCUGGGCGCUGUACCACAUGGCGAGUGAGCCGGAGAUCCAGGAGCGGCUGUACCAGGAAGUGGAGAGCGUCUGCCCGGGAGACAAGGUGCCCACCAGCGAUGACAUCGCCAGGAUGCCACUACUGAAGGCCAUCAUCCGAGAGACGCUUCGGUUAUACCCUGUGGUGCCCGGGAAUGCCCGCAUCACUGUGGAAAAUGAGAUUGUGGUGGGCGGACAUCGCUUCCCCAAACAGACCCUGUUCCACCUGUGCCACUACGCCGUGUCGUACGACGAGAAGAUCUUCCCGGACCCGCACGCCUUCCUGCCCGAGCGCUGGCUCCGUGGCGCCGACAAGCAGCUCAACCAGCACCCCUUCGGCUCCGUGCCGUUCGGGUUCGGCAUCCGGGCCUGUCUGGGCCGGCGAGUGGCGGAGCUGGAGAUGUACCUGGUCCUGUCACAGUUGAUAAAACAUUAUGAAGUACGCCCAGAUCCUACUGGACAAAUCGUCAAGCCAAUCACACGGACUCUUCUGGUCCCAGCGACGCCCAUGAACUUGCAGUUCUUGAACAGGGGAGCAGCAGAGGACGAGCCAAGAGAAACUACGCACGAGGCCAUAUGAACUACAUCCUAACGCAUUCCACACACAGCGUGGAAGUAAAACAAACUGUGUAUAUUAGUUGCUAUGGAGAUUUGAAAAGUUUGAACCCGCACAGUCUCUAUGCAUUGGCAGAAGAUCCAUUAUAUUGAUUGCAUAGUGCACAGUUUAAUGCUGCUACUCUAGCCACUCUCGCCACUAAGCAAUUGCUUUGACAUUUGGAUUGACUCCCAAUAGGGGGUGCUGACGAGCACUGGCAAAUAAUAUUUUAAACAGGAUAAUUGUAUUUCUGUGUUUUUGAUGUUCCCUGAUGGAUCUGUUGCCAGAAGACCUUUGUUAUACAAAGGGAAAGACAUUCUUUACUGUUGUGACCACUUUAAUGUUUUCAUUAUUUUUACUUUGUAAAUAUAGCUGCUUAUUUCAAUUCUGUAACUAAUUGUUUUAUUGUAUUUUUGAUGGGUGACCUGGACUGGAUGAUAUAGUAUGGCCUCACAUUUAUCUUGUUUUCCUGUUCUCUGCCCACUAAACAAGACUGUGUUUAUACUGUGGGCCCAUCCUGGGCAUUUUAGUAAUAUAUAUGUCUAUGAGGACCUAAAAUGUGCCUUUAAGAUUGUGAAUAUGACUUUACGGUCCAGCGAGCACAUGGAUGCACUUUGUUUUUAGGCCAAGGCUACUGAUAUUUACCUUUAACGCUGCCAGCGGAUGUUAAACAUUUAAAAAAUCUUAACAUGAUAGUAUGCUCUUAUCAUGUGGUCAUAAACCAGGCAAAACAGUAUUGUUCAUGAUUACAAUUGUUCAAAUAUUAAAUUAUAUUUUAUGAAUGUUA